Molecule: messenger RNA, 750 nt
Organism: Iphiclides podalirius (scarce swallowtail)
Lineage: Eukaryota; Metazoa; Arthropoda; Insecta; Lepidoptera; Papilionidae
Source: the annotation of a GenBank genome assembly
AUGUUUGAAAGUGAUGAUUUUGAUCAGGUGCUGUCUCAAUUAGAUUUGCCAGAUGAAAGUUGUAACAAAACGUCAACAACAAAAGCCACCACCAACUUUAUUUCUCCUCAUCAUUGUAAGAGAAAAAUAAUUAAAUCCCACUUUGAUUCUCAUUGCAAAAGAAAAUUUCCUGGUCCGGCAGGACUUUUAUCUGGAAGUUUUGAGGAAUAUAAAGAUGAAGAUGUCGGUCGUAUAGAGUUCCUUUCACAGGAAAUUUUUUUUUCACAAAACCCAUUGCAAAAAGGUAUAUUUGAAUCACCACUUUGGAAGAAACUGUUGCAAGAUUUAAAUAUUUGGAAUUUAACACCUGUGGAUAGUAUCAAAACUGUUAAACAACUAGCUCUUAAUGGGAAUCUGAAAUGCAGGAAAGCGCAAACAAUAACGGCAUUUGUUGAAAGUGUAGACAGGUCUGCAUUGGAUCCUCUGGUUACAUUAAGGGAUUUAACUGGAAAUAUUAAAUGCACACUACACAGAGAUGCAUGGUCACAUUUUUCUUCAUAUAUUAUACCAGAGUGUUGUGCUCUGAUAUUAUUUCAAGAUGAAGAGAACUCGUCCCCAGAUGGUUAUGAAAAAUUCUCAAAUGAAGAUUACACAGUAUUCAAAAUGGAGAGAGGGAACUCUGAUCUUUAUGCACCUACAGAUGGAGAAGCUACCAAGUCAAGUAAUGAUUUCUUUGAAGAUUUAGAUAACGUAUUUUGUGAUGAGAUAUUU